Molecule: messenger RNA, 1454 nt
Organism: Anopheles bellator
Lineage: Eukaryota; Metazoa; Arthropoda; Insecta; Diptera; Culicidae
Product: regulator of microtubule dynamics protein 1-like
Exons: 2
Coding region: 378-1067 (229 amino acids)
Cellular component (GO): cytoplasm; mitotic spindle pole; spindle microtubule
Molecular function (GO): microtubule binding
Source: RefSeq, a predicted model, not a curated record
GUCACGCAAACACAGCGCGUGUGAUGCACAAUUGCGCGCAUGAGUGAAAAGAACCGACCGAUAGGCGGUCGUGCGGUGAGGAGGGGAGAGCGUGCGGACGUUUCCGAUUCCGUCGCCGCUACGUUUGGGUUUCGAACUCCGGAUUAGUAAUCCGGACCGUCGGGGGCACACUGGUGUUCGUGAAAACGAACCGCGAAGGUGGCAAGGUUUUCAGCACACGAAUCGCGAACGUCCAGUACGUUCCGAUAAACCAUUCCGAACGCACCACGGUUCGACUAUUGUGUUCCUCGUAUCCGCCCGUGUCCGAUAAGAACCGGUCCAACGUCCAAAUAAUCUGUUAGCGUUGCGAAGGGCGAAAGUGUGACAAGGCAGAAACCAUGUCCGCCGAAGAACUUAAACUUCUCGAUGAGCUGUUUGAUAGCUGCGAAUAUCAGGCCUCGCUCGAGAUGAUCCACAAGCUGGCGGACCAGGAAAGUGUCGAGGUAAAGUGGCGGCUGGCGCGGACCGUCUUCUUUCUCUCGAAGCAAGCGACCGUUGCCACGGAGAAGGACGCACUGGUCCGGGAAGCUUUCGGGCACGCCACGAGUGCGCUCGAGGCGGAUGGGGACAACUUCGGGGCCAACAAGUGGUACGGGGCCAUCCUGUCCGAGAAGAGCAACCUAGACGGGGUCACAGAGCGUAUCAAGCAGUUGGAGAACGUGCAGAAGCACUUUCAGCGUGCGGUCACUUUGAACGGUACGUCCGACCCGGGCAUCUGGCAUAUGCUGGGUCAGUUCAACUUCAAACUGUCCGAAGUGGGCUGGGUCACGCGCAAGCUAAUCAACUCGGUGGCACCCAAUCCGCCGACCGCUUCGUACGAGGAGGCGCUCGAGUGUUUCACCAAAGCCGAAACGAUCCGGCCCGGGUUCUACGCCCUGAACCAGUUGUACCUGGGCAAAACGCACCUAGCCCUGAAGCAACCGGACGAGGCGAAACCGUGGCUGGAGCGGGCGGCCGCGGUACAGGUGCGGUGCGAUGAUGAUCGCAUUUGCCACGAAGAGGCCACCGAGCUGUUGGGCAAAAUCUGAGUUUGAGGAGCUAGUACCUCGAGUUUCGAGUGCCCGUUAGAAACUUACGUUGUUAUGGAUUGAUUGUUAAUUUAUCGUGUGCGAUCGAUAUCGCUUACUCGCGGCAUGAUAUUGUCCUUUUUGUGGGGGGUCUAGAUUGCUAAACGGUUAUCAGAGCUUUACGAGUUACGGUUAUCGAGUAGAUAGGCGAAUCAAAUCGCAAAGGGGUGAAGGUUAUAGCGAGCUCGAGUGUGGCGGGGCAAUUACGGAACACCGUUUAGGGGCCUUUACCGAUGACCGAUCGCUCUUUGUAAAUAAGCGUAGAACGAAAGUAGCCAAUACGCAACGGUUUAUCUUGGGCGCGUAAGAUAGUGGCAAAAGAGGAAUAAAGGAAUACAAGUCACAGCU